Molecule: messenger RNA, 1353 nt
Organism: Pongo pygmaeus (Bornean orangutan)
Lineage: Eukaryota; Metazoa; Chordata; Mammalia; Primates; Hominidae
Product: olfactory receptor 11H4-like
Exons: 2
Biological process (GO): G protein-coupled receptor signaling pathway
Cellular component (GO): membrane
Molecular function (GO): G protein-coupled receptor activity; olfactory receptor activity
Source: RefSeq, a predicted model, not a curated record
AUGGCCGCUGAGCACGCCCUGGCCUUCAUGGACCAGGUGCGCGCCUUUCAGGAGCAGAUAGACAAGCUGGGCCUCUGCAGGUCGACUCGGCCGAGUAUGGCUGCCUCAAGGCCUUCGCGCUCUUCACGGGCGACGCCUGUGGCCCACGUGGAGAACCUGCAGGAGAAGGCGCAGGUGGCUCUCACCAAGUACGUGCGGGCGCAGUACCGGUCCCAGCCCCAGGGCUUCGGGCGCCAGCUGCUGCGGCUCCCCGCCCUAUGUGCGGUCCCUGGCUCCCUCAUCUCCCAGCUGUUCUUCAACGCCUGUUGGGGAAGACGCCCAUCCAGACGCCAGACAUGCUGCUGUCGGGGAGUACCUUCAACUGGCCCACAUUUCGGGCCGGUGACCACGACGGGGCCGCGAUGGCAGAAAAUGACCUCAGAGGCCAGAAAUAUCUCCAACACUGUGAGAGAUUUAAUCCUCUUGGGCUUCUCUUGCCUCUGGGAAAUACGGGUCUUCCUCUUUUUCACAUUCUUUGUGACUUACAUACUGACUCUCCUUGGAAACCUGGUUAUCAUGUGUGCAGUGCGCUUGGACCACAGGUUCCACACCACCAUGUGCAUUCUGCUGGCCAACUUCUCCUUCCUGGAGAUAUGUUAUGUCAACUCUGAUGUGCCCAACAUGCUAGCAAACUUCCUUUCCAAAAACAAAAGCAUUUCCUUAGCUCGAUGUCUCCUCCAGUUAUACUUCUUCUUCUCACUGGGCAUAACUGAAUGCUUAUUUCUCUCCAUCAUGUCCUAUGACUGGUUCCUGGCAAUCUGUUGCCCCCUACACUAUCCUACUGUCAUGACUAUUAAGUUUUGUAGCAGCCUGAUCAUCUUUUUCUGCAUCUAUGGUUUCCUCUGGUUUCUAGUCCCAGUUAUACACAUUACCCAGCUGCCAUUUUGUGACUGAAACAUGAUUGAUGACUUUCUAUGUGACCUCAGUCCCCUGCUGGCCCUGGCAUCAGCCUGUGUCCCAAUCCCAGGGACUGUUCUCAUAUGUGGCACCAUGAAUUCACUCCUCAUCUUUGCGACUAUUUUCUACAUUAUUGGCUCCUAUACCCUGGUGCUGAGGUCUGUGAUGCAGGUACCCUCGGCUGCUGGCCGGAAGAAGGCCUUCUCCACCUGCUCCUCACACCUGGCUGUCAUGUUUUUAUUUUAUAGCUCAGUCAUGAUGACAUAUGUGAGCCCAGGGUCAGGACGAGCAGAAAGCAUGCAGAAGUUCACAACUUUGUUCUACUCAGUUUUGACCCCUUUGUUCAACCCCAUGAUCUACAGCCUCCAGAAUAAAGAAAUGAAGGAUGCCUUGAAGAACGUUCUAGGGGGCUCCUAA